Brienomyrus brachyistius is the source of this 2395-nucleotide messenger RNA. RefSeq names its product leucine carboxyl methyltransferase 2 (gene lcmt2). The record is from RefSeq and is a predicted model, not a curated record. Gene Ontology annotation, biological process: tRNA methylation; wybutosine biosynthetic process. NCBI's taxonomy places the organism in Eukaryota, Metazoa, Chordata, Actinopteri, Osteoglossiformes, Mormyridae. The transcript is spliced from 14 exons. Gene Ontology annotation, molecular function: tRNA methyltransferase activity; protein binding. Bases 190 to 2220 code for a protein of 676 amino acids.
GCAUUUUCUGUAAGUACAGGGCUGCACAAUUAAACCACGUGUUAAAGGCGAUCGAUUUGGUUAAUGCUCUACUUUAGCGUAAUUUAUUUCCUGUUUUAAAUUGGAAAAUCGAAUAAACCAUAACUGACAUCUAAUUGUGACUGAAAAUGAAAAAUUAAGGAAUAGCGCUGGCACACCGUUCAUGUCAUCAUGAGGAAAAAGCAUGGGAGCGAUACUGCGGUGCAGGGAACAAACGAUAGUAGCGUGGUUAGCAAGCUGUCUGCGACGACACAGGGCUAUUUCCAUGACAGCUUCCUUAAAAGCUUUGUGUCCAAAGCCUCCCGUAGAGCUCCGCUCAUUAACAGAGGAUAUUAUGUGCGCUGGAAAGCUGUAGACCACAGUGUGAAGCAGUUUCUGCACAUAACUGAGCAGUGUCCCAAGAGACAGGUACUGUCUCUCGGUGCGGGGUUUGACUCGCUGUACUUCCGUCUGCAUGCAGAGGGAGCGUUGUCAGCAGCGGUGGUCUUCGAAGUGGAUUUCCCAGAAGUUGUGCAGCGUAAAGCCGCCUUGAUCAGCAACACUGAUCUCCUGAAAGAGUCACUGGGGGACUGGAGCCUCAGUCAGCCAGCAGACACUGUGUUAGUGUCCAGCAGUCAGUAUCGCUUACUGGGUGUCGACAUGCGGAGUGAGACGGAGAUGGAAGCGGCUCUGAGCCGGGCAGGCGUGGAGUGGAGCUGCCCAACACUAUUGCUGUCAGAAGUAGUAUUAACUUACAUGGACACGGAAAGGUCCGACGCCAUGAUCAGCUGGGCUGCGCGGCUCUUUCCGCAGUCGCUCUUUGUGAUGUACGAGCAGAUCUGCCCACAUGACCCCUUCGGGAGAGUGAUGCAGGACCACUUCCUGAAGCUGAACUCUGCCCUGCACGCGCUCAUUCGCUACCCGGACCCGGCUGCGCAGACAUUAAGGUUCUUGGACAGGGGCUGGGAGCAUUGUGUGUGUAUGGACAUGAACCACUUCUAUCUGGACUUGGUGCCAGAAAAGGAGAGGAACAGAGUGGAGAGUCUGGAGCCGUUUGAUGAGUUUGAAGAGUGGCAUCAGAAAUGUUCGCACUACUUCAUUCUCACUGCUUCCAAGGGCUGCCUGCCAAGCCGGUCACUUAUCGCUGCUCCGCUCGGUUCUCAGCUUCCGUGUGUGACCCCUGUGUGGAGGCCUGAAACCCUGAAGGUGCAGUUGUUGCAGGGGGGUCUUGAGGGGCCUGGCGUGAAGGGCGUUGGGAUGGCCUCUGCUGUGCUGGGCCCGGGGGUGCUGCUGCUUUUCGGAGGAGCUUCCAAAGCUGGUCGAGUGGAAGAAACUAAGCUGCUGAUCAGGGAACAGACUGGCUGGACGAGUGUUUGUGUGCAGGCCCAGAAAAACUGGGGCACCCGGAUGCAUCACACAGCCACAACAGUCCCAGGAUGGGGUGUGCUGGUGUUCGGUGGACGCUCUUCCCCACUUAAGCCUGUCUCCAGCGUUCUCAGACUGACAUAUGGCCCCUGUUCUCCUGCAGAUGUUCUAGGCAUCUCUGCGCCGGGGUGGCUUACUUUAAAGGCGCUAUCUUGUACUGGGACCGUGCCACUGGCCAGGUGGCGACACACGGCCACACUACUGCGUUACAAAGGGCAAGAAUUCCUGUUUGUGUUCGGAGGCCGAACAGAGACGGAGUCAGUGCUGGGAGAUGCUCACUUCCUCAGACUAGAAGAUCAGCACUGGACAGCGGUACCUGUAGAGGGCGCUAUGCCUGCAGCUCGACACUCUCAUUCAGCUUGUGCCCAUGAGGAAGGGGUGGUGAUUUGUGGUGGCCUGGGUCGAGGAGGGGUCCCUCUCGGAGACACAGUUUUACUGCAGUGUACAGCUUCAGGUUUCCACUGGAAAGAGCUGCUGGUACAGCCCCCCCUAGUGCCUAGGUAUUCUCAUUGUUCCCAUGCGAUUGGCCAGCGGCUCGUCUUAGUCGGAGGAGUUUGGCUGCAAGCAGACGGUGUGCCAGGAGUUGCAGUAAUUCACCUCACCACUGGUUGCAGUGUUGAAUAUCGACUAGACAUUUCUGAAGUUCCCUGGCCCCUCAUGUUGCAGUCUGUCUGUUCUGAGCCCGUGGAUGAAGAUGGAACAACGAUCAUGUUGAUUGGUGGAGGAGGGAACUGUUUCUCCUUUGGCACUCACCUGAACUCCCAACCAGUCACCUUGGAUAUAAAAGGUGUUCUCUGAGACAUGUGAGAAUGUACUAAUCAGUGGAUCAACUAGGGGAAAAAAGCCACUUGUUUAUCCUGUUACAGCUUGUUCCAAAAGUUAUGUGCCAUGUAUCUAAUUGAGUAUAUGCUAAACAUUUUAUCCCACAAAUGUCAUCUAUAUAAAUUAAAUGCCAAAAAGCAUUUUUUUAUAA